AUGGCAUAUAGAAAAUCAAAUUUAUAUUUAAAUUUAGUUAAUAGUUAUGUUAUUGAUUCACCUCAACCAUCAUCAAUUAAUUAUUGAUGAAAUUUAGGUUCUUUAUUAGGUUUAUGUUUAGUUAUUCAAAUUCUUACUGGUAUUUUUUUAGCUAUGCAUUAUUCAUCUAAUAUUGAAUUAGCUUUCUCAUCAGUAGAACAUAUUAUGAGAGAUGUACAACUAGGUUGAUUAAUUAGAUAUAUGCAUCUUAAUGGUGCUUCAUUCUUCUUUAUUUGUAUGUAUAUUCAUAUUGGUAAAGGUUUAUAUUAUGGUUCUUAUAAAUCACCUAGAGUUAUUGUAUGAACAGUUGGUGUUAUUAUCUUUAUUUUAACUAUAGCAGCAGCUUUCUUAGGUUAUUGUUUAGUAUAUGGACAAAUGUCACAUUGAGGUGCUACUGUUAUUACUAAUUUAUUUAGUGCUAUUCCAUUUAUUGGAAAUGAUAUUGUACUAUGAUUAUGAGGAUCAUUUAGUGUUAGUAAUCCUACUAUUAUAAGAUUCUUUCUAUUUCAUUAUUUAGUACCAUUUAUUAUUGCAGCAAUAGUAAUUAUGCAUUUAAUGCUAUUACAUGUACAUGGUUCAUCAAAUCCAUUAGGUAUUACAGGUAAUUUAGAUAGAUUACCAAUGCAUGGUUAUUUUAUUUUUAAAGAUUUAGUAACAGUAUUUGUAUUUAUAAUUUUCUUUUCAUUAUUUGUAUUCUUUUCACCUAAUACUUUAGGACAUCCUGAUAAUUAUAUUCCAGGUAAUCCUUUAGUAACACCAGCAUCUAUUGUACCUGAAUGAUAUUUAUUACCAUUCUAUCUUAUUUUAAGAUCUAUUCCUGAUAAAUUAGGUGGUGUUAUUACUAUAUUUGGUCUUAUUUUAGUUUUAUUAAUAUUACCUAUUACUGAUAGAUCUAUUAUUAGAGGUAAUACAUUUAAACUAUUAUCUAAAUUCUUCUUCUUCUUAUUUAUUCUUAACUUUAUCUUAUUAGGUAAAUUAGGUGAAUGUCAUGUUGAAGUACCAUUUAUUUUAAUAGGUCAAAUUUGUACAUUUAUUUAUUUUGCUUAUUUCUUAAUCUUAGUACCUAUUAUUUCUAUAAUUGAAAAUAUUUUAUUUUAUUUACUAAAUAAAAAAUAA
Messenger RNA from Eremothecium gossypii ATCC 10895, 1155 nucleotides. Lineage: Eukaryota; Fungi; Ascomycota; Saccharomycetes; Saccharomycetales; Saccharomycetaceae. The record is from the annotation of a RefSeq genome assembly.